AAAAUUUUGAGCUGCUAAAAAAUCUUUUCGGUAACACGAAAGUACAAGAACAAUCUUUCGAAAAUUUAACGGAAAAACUAACGGAUCAUUUCCAGUCGAAACGACAUGUGGUCGCUGCACGUUACGAUUUUUUCAAAAGGGAAAUGAAGCCACAUCAAUCAUACAGAGAGUGGGUAGCCGAUCUCCGCGGAUUGGCAAGAGAGUGUAACUUUUCGUGCUCAGCCCAGAAUUGUUUGCACAAUUUCGUGGAUGAUAUGAUUCGUGACCAAAUUAUUAUACGUACACCGCACGAUGCAGUGCGCACGGCUGCGUUCCAAAAGCCCCAGCCAACACUUGCUGAUGUUUUACAGAUUGCAGAAUUGUACGAAACAACCACUAAAACGGUGGCAACAAUUAAAGAACAAACGAUCGAAAACUCAAUGCCUGUUAAUUCAGUUGUAAAAUUCAAAUCAUGUUCUGGCUGUGGAAACUCUCAUGCAAGAGAAAACUGUAAAUUUAGAAAUGCUGUUUGCAAUAGAUGUAGCAAAAUUGGACAUAUUGCGCCAGUGUGCAUGUCAAAACAAAACAAGAACAACAAACGUAGUUCAGGUGAUGAAAACAAUAAGAAGGAUUAUCGUCGUAAAAGUCACAACAUUGGUACUGUUGAAACAAUUAACAGUUUAACAGGUAUUGUAAAAACUGAAAGCAAUAAGAAUUACAUUGACUUGGAAAUUUGUAAUAAAAUUGUGUCUUUCCAAAUGGAUUCUGGUGCAACAGUUUCUUUAAUAAAUAAGCGAACAUUCAAAACUCUAAAUUGCCCAAAGUUGCGAAAUUGUACAAAAACCUUAUUUGGUUUUGGCAAAAAUGAAAUUCCAGUGCUUGGUGAACUUUGCGUAGAUAUCAAAUGUGGCGGAAAAGAAAGGGAAGUGGUAAUCGUUGUCGUGGAUGUCGAAAACUGUAACAAUUUAUUCGGUUUCGAUUUAUUUAAAGAAUUCGGCCGACAAAUUCCAUUUUCGCAAAUGUCACUUUUCAAGAAAGAAGUCAAUCGAUUGACAAAUGCGGGUAUUUGGAAACCUGUGAAGUUUUCCCAAUGGGCUUCGCCUAUUGUACUAGCGCCAAAAGCUGAUGGUUCCAUAAGAAUUUGUGGGGAUUUUAAACAAGCAGUCAAUGCGCAAAUUGACAUUGAACAAUAUCCUUUGCCCAUACGCGAAAGUCUUUUCCAUAAAAUUCAUUGCGGUCAACAUUUUACAAAAAUCGACCUUAAGGAUGCGUAUUUACAAAUGGAACUCGACGAUGAAGCAAAAACAAUAAUGGUUGUCAACACUCCACUUGGGUUAUUCCAAUACCAACGUUUACCGUUUGGGAUUGCAAGCGCUCCAGCUAUAUUCCAAAGAUAUCUUGAGCAGUUACUUCAAGGCGUAGAAGGUUGCGGAAAUUAUCUCGAUGACAUCAUCAUCUCCGCACCUACAUUUCAACAACACAUCAGCCGCCUAGAACAAGUACUUCGUAUUUUGCAACAAAAUGGUAUAUUGCCAGAUGAGUCAGGACUAAAAGCAGUAAAAAACCUGCAGCCGCCUAAAGAUCUAAAGCAAGCAGAAGCAUUCAUGGGUAAGGUAAACUACUACCAUAAUUUUAUACCUAAUUUUUCGCAAUUAUCCGCGCCAAUCAACAUGCUGCGCCGAAAAAAUGUAAAAUUCACAUGGGGUACAGCACAACAACAAGCAUUUAUAGCUCUUAAAACGCAUAUUCUCAAUGCAGCGCAAUUAGCACAUUAUCAGGAAGAUUUACCGUUGGUUCUAGCUACAGAUGCCUCCUCCUAUGGCAUAGGAGUCGUGCUCUCGCAUACGUACGUUGACGGUACAGAAAGGCCUAUUGCUUUUGCAUCUAAAACUCUCGACAUUCAUCAACGACGAUAUAGUCAGAUAGAGAAGGAAGGACUAGCUAUCGUUUUUGGAGUCAAGCGUUUCCAUCAAUAUUUAUACGGAAGAAGAUUCACCUUGGUUACUGACCACAAACCUCUUGUUAGCAUUUUUAAUCCAAUUCAUCAGUUGCCGUCGAUGACGUCACAUCGUUUACAGCGAUGGGCUAUUAUACUAAUGGCUUAUCAGUAUGAUGUUCGGUAUCGUAAAACUACUGAGCAUGGAAAUGCCGAUGCUUUAUCUCGUUUACCUGUUGGUGAAGACAAAACUUUUGAUCAUGAAGAAUCCUGUUUCAACAUCAAUGAACUUAACACACCUAUCGACGCUGAAAUAAUUCGUCAGCAUGCCAAAAAUGACCCAAUUCUUCGCCGAGUUUAUUUUCUCGUUACAAACGGUUGGCCUGAAAAGCUAAUGCCUCAAGAUACGGAGUACAACCGGGUUGUCAUUCCAGCCUCCCUUAAGCAGAAAAUUCUUAAACUUCUUCAUGAUGGUCAUUGGGGAGUAUCGAGAAUGAAACAGCUAGCUCGACAACAUGUCUGGUGGACUAAUAUUGACAAAGACAUCGCACAAUUAACUGAAAAUUGUGAUGUGUGCAAAAUUGCAAAUCCUGUUCACACACGUGAAUACUUAAGCUGGCCUGAAGCUGAUCGACCUUGGGAGAGA
This is a messenger RNA of Teleopsis dalmanni, 2561 nucleotides long. RefSeq lists its product as uncharacterized. The transcript is spliced from 5 exons. The record is from RefSeq and is a predicted model, not a curated record. The annotation marks the transcript as partial. NCBI's taxonomy places the organism in Eukaryota, Metazoa, Arthropoda, Insecta, Diptera, Diopsidae.